Molecule: messenger RNA, 2137 nt
Organism: Aspergillus melleus
Lineage: Eukaryota; Fungi; Ascomycota; Eurotiomycetes; Eurotiales; Aspergillaceae
Exons: 8
Coding region: 1-1989 (662 amino acids)
Molecular function (GO): oxidoreductase activity; copper ion binding
Source: RefSeq, a predicted model, not a curated record
AUGAUUUUAGGGCGCUAUUUCACCGCUAUCAUCAAUUUCUUUGGCUUCCCGCCAUCCCUCGGACCACAGCAGGAAGUGCUGGGUCCCAAUGUAGCCGUGCAUCAUGACGCCGAUACCUUGACUUUCAUUCCUCCUGGCGUCAGCGAGUCUGAAACUGAAAUAUUGAAAUGCGAGUACCCUGAUAUGAAGGGAUACAAGUUUGUCUCGGGUCCAAACAGUCGCGGCAAAUGGUUGGAGAGUCAAGACGUUGAACUGGAAGACUAUGAUAUCAAUACCGAUUACGAAACUAGGUGGCCCAAGGGAGUAGUGCGCCAGUAUCAUGUGACCGUUGAUGAGGCAGAGGUGACCCUCGAUGGCGUGAAGUUCCCCAAUGCCAAGGUUUUCAACAAACAGUGGCCCGGGCCAUGGAUCCAGGCAUGUUGGGGCGAUGAAGUCCAAAUCACGGUCCGGAACAAUCUGGCUUAUAACGGCACUGCAAUCCAUAUGCAUGGAAUUCGGAUGCUGGACAGUAAUCUCAAUGAUGGUGUUCCCGGUGUAACUCAGUGCCCCAUUCCUCCAGGCAAAAGCUUCACAUACAACUUUACCGCAACCCAAUACGGAACCACCUGGUAUCAUAGCCACUACAGUCUGCAGUACACGGACGGUGUGCUUGGACCACUGACCAUUCACGGCCCUGCUUCUGGCAAUUACGAUAGCGCGAUUGAUCCUUUUAUAAUGGGAGACCAUAAUCAUCGCAGUGCAUUUCAAGAUUACUACCAGGAGCAGUUUUCGAACUCGAAGAAAAACCGUCCACCUCCGAAGAUGUCGAGCAUUAUUAUUAAUGGCAAGGGUAACUAUGCCGGUUCUUAUCCAGAACGAAGAUAUACUAAACAUGUUAAACCUAAUGAAAGAAGGCUACUGCGACUGAUAAACACUUCAACGGAUUCAACCUACAUAUUCAGUAUAGACGAUCACGAAUUUGAGGUUAUCGGUGCUGAUUUGGUCCCCAUCGAGCCGUAUACGACAAAGAACAUAACUAUUGGCAAUGGCCAACGCUAUCAUGCCAUCUUGAAAACGAAAGACAAGAACCAGCUCUGGGAUAACCAAGCGUACUGGAUUCGAACCCAACCCGCUGACGGAUGUCAUAACUUCGAGACUAUCCCGGACGCGAGACAGGGAAUUCUUUGGUACGGAGAUGAGAAAAAGGCGCCCAUUCCCACUACAAAUGCACAUAAAUACAGUGCAGCUUGUCGGGACGAGCAAGGCUGGACACCAAAAUUAGAAUGGCAAAUUCCCCCUCUCGGAAAAGCAGAAUUGAAGGAGUUCAACAUGCCCAACUCUACCAUCAAGCUCAACCACUGGUUUCUCCCUAAGCAGCGUAAGGAAGAAACUGAUAGUUGGGUCGCUCACUGGAAGGCAAUGAAUUAUACAGCCUGGGUCGAUUAUAGGACACCUACUGUUUAUGGUAAACAUAUCGACCCUCCAUACCCAAACAAUGCCGUUGUUUACCCUGUGGAGCCCAACAUACGUCACCCAGGUUGGCACUACAUGGUGAUCAUCGGUGCUAACCAAAACAAACCUACCGAUGCAAAGGGAGGCAACCUUAUUCCAGCGGCACAUCCCAUCCACCUUCACGGUCACGACUUCGCGCUUCUCCAGCAGUCCAGUAAGCCGUUUACAAACUAUUCGUCUCUGAAACUGAAUUACAACAACCCACCUCGCCGUGAUGUCGUACUUCUUCCGAAGAACGGAUUCGUCGUGAUUGCAUUCAAGACAGACAAUCCUGGCCCAUGGGUUCUCCACUGUCACAUAGCUUGGCAUGCAUCGGCCGGCUUGGCCUUCCAAGCCUUGGAACGGAAGGAGGAUUUCAAAAAACAGCUUGCUAACAGAACACCCCAAUGGCAGAAGGACCAGAUGGAACAAACAUGCAGGGAUUGGAAGAUCUGGCAAGAUAACUACGGUAACCAUUAUGAUCAGCAAGACCGCUUCCAGGAUGAUUCUGGAAUUUGAGUGUUGACUUUGACACCCUCCAUUACUAUCCGAAAUUCGGAUUGCGGACUCCACAAGCAGUAGGGCCGUGACAUUCAUUAGGCUCUGACUACUCACUAAGGCCCAGUUUCUGUUUCUCAACCAGUCGACAGGACCUACGAAAACAUUC